Messenger RNA from Pipistrellus nathusii (Nathusius's pipistrelle), 543 nucleotides. Lineage: Eukaryota; Metazoa; Chordata; Mammalia; Chiroptera; Vespertilionidae. The record is from the annotation of a GenBank genome assembly.
AUGGCCGCCUUACUGAUGCCACGCAGGAACAAAGGGAUGAGGACUCGCCUGGGAUGCCUGUCUCACAAGUCAGACUCGUGUAGCGAUUUCACAGCAAUUCUUCCCGACAAGCCCAACCGUGCUCUGAAGAGACUUUCCACAGAAGAAGCCACCAGGUGGGCCGAUUCCUUUGACGUGCUUCUCUCCCAUAAGUAUGGGGUGGCUGCGUUUCUCGCCUUCUUGAAGACGGAGUUCAGCGAGGAGAACCUGGAAUUCUGGUUGGCCUGUGAGGAGUUCAAGAAGACCAGGUCAACUGCAAAACUGGUCUCCAAGGCGCAUAGGAUUUUUGAGGAGUUUGUGGAUGUGCAGGCUCCGAGGGAGGUAAACAUAGACUUCCAGACUCGAGAGGCCACAAGGAAGAACAUGCAAGAGCCAUCCCUGACUUGCUUUGACCAAGCCCAGGGAAAAGUACACAGCCUCAUGGAAAAAGACUCUUACCCCAGGUUCCUGAGGUCCAAAAUGUACUUAGAUUUGCUGUCCCAAAGCCAGAGGCGGCUCAGCUAG